AUGCUUCUCAGGUUCUCCGACCUCCAUCGCCUCCUAAGAGUUACUGCGUGGUGUUGCCGAUGGCGAGGCAACCCACCGAGCUCCAGGGAGCACCUCCCCCUCGCGCCUGACGAGCUAGAGGCAGCCCUGCUCCGUUGGAUCCGCCUGGUGCAGGCACAUCACUUCCCCAAGGAGAUCGCCGCUCUGAAAAGGGGCAACGCGUCAGUCAAGGGUCAACUGUCGAAACUGACCCCCUUCCUCGACAAUCAUGGCAUUAUUCGAGUCGGGGGCCGGCUGAAGCACGCUGUGCUCUCACCUGAUGAGCGCCAUCCGAUCAUCAUGCCUCCAGAGUCAUGGUUGACUCAGCUCCUCGUCCGGGCACACCACCGGCGAACGCUCCACGGCGGGGUCCAGCUCACUCUUGGACUGCUCCGCCUACGCUUCUGGAUUCCUCGAGGCCGCUCCCUCGUCAAGGGCAUAAUCCACCGGUGUGUGACGUGCGCGAGAUGGAAGGCUGCAGCACCGCAGCCUAUAAUGGGCAAUCUCCCGACGGCACGAGUCACUCCAGCACGCCCGUUUCUGCGCACCGGGAUCGAUUACGCCGGACCGAUCUUGAUACGAACCGCAAAGGGGAGAGGUCACAAGGCGCACAAGGGGUUUAUCGCCGUUUUCGUCUGUCUCGCUACCAAGGCCGUGCACCUGGAGGUCGCGUCAGACUACUCCACCGAAGCCUUUCUCGCUGCGUUCCGGCGAUUCACUUCCCGUCGGGGCCUCUGCGAGGAAGUCUAUUCGGAUUGCGGCACAAAUUUUGUCGGCGCCAAUCGGGAGCUGCGCCUUUUGUUCCAGGCGUCGUCAUCCGACGGCCGGCGCAUCGCUCACAGUGCCGCAUCCGACGGGAUACAGUGGAAGUUCAAUCCGCCGGCGGCACCUCACUUCGGCGGGCUUUGGGAGGCAGCGGUGAAAUCAACCAAACACCAUCUGCGGAGAGUCCUCGGAGACACGACCCUCACCUUCGAGGAAAUGUCUACCUUCCUCGCGCAAGUGGAGGCGUGUCUCAACUCCCGUCCUCUUCAAGCCUUGUCCGACGACCACGACGACAUCACGGCACUCACUCCCGGUCACCUUUUGAUCGGGGCCCCGCUGCUGGCCGUGCCCGAGCCCUCGCUGUCAGACUGCAAUCCAAACCUCUUGGCCCGCUGGAAACUCCUCCAACGGAUGCGCGACCACUUUUGGGAGAGAUGGUCUCGAGAAUUCAUUAACUCACUGGCUUCCCGGCCAAAGUGGCUGAAGGACACCGUCAGCCCCUCCGUAGGCGACCUGUGCCUACUGCGGUCGGACGUCACACCGCCGACCAGAUGGCCACUCGCCCGGAUCGUCCAGCUGCACCCUGGGGGUGACGGCGUGACACGAGUGGUGACAGUGCGCACCGCGUCCUCGGAACUCCUCCGGCCGCUUGCCAAAAUCGUCCUCCUGCCCGGAGCCAACACCACAGCACCAACAACCCCGGUCUCGUGA
Messenger RNA from Camponotus floridanus (Florida carpenter ant), 1494 nucleotides. RefSeq lists its product as uncharacterized. Bases 1 to 1494 code for a protein of 497 amino acids. NCBI's taxonomy places the organism in Eukaryota, Metazoa, Arthropoda, Insecta, Hymenoptera, Formicidae. The transcript has a single exon. The record is from RefSeq and is a predicted model, not a curated record. Gene Ontology annotation, molecular function: nucleic acid binding. Gene Ontology annotation, biological process: DNA integration.